AUGCUCGGGCAAAUUGAAUCCUACCUCCCAUCACUCCCACAACCCGCCGAUGGACCGGGUGAAGGUCCUAUUCAAGCACCUGUUGUCAACGCGGGUUCAGCACAGGAUAUGUACGUUCCUCAGCAAUAUACGGGUGGGCGCGAAGCAACGCCUCAUUCCCCUUCACCGGUGAGGCCGUUGCACCCCUUGGAAGGACACGAGGAAGGUAUGAUGAAGGAAGCCCGGAAGAAGAAGCGGAAGCUGCCUGUUUAUAUUCCGUUCCCCGGCUUGACAUUUGAUAAGGAGCUUGACGAGGCGGCCAAGCACAGGCCUGGGCCUGAAUACGGCGGUGGCACCGGCGACGUUGAAACACGUUACAAUGGGUAUAACAGGGACAGCAGGUUGUUCCAGCGCAAGGUUGAUACCGACAAAAAGGUACACAAGUUUCUGCAUACCAUGAUGGGCUUUGCAAAAGGCAUCCUGGAUUCCAACAGCGUGUAUUUCGAAGAGGAGGAGCAGAAGGAGAACUUCGUGGAGGAUUUCAUGGCUUAUAUUGUUCAAUCCAAGCGUGACCAACGCAAAGCUCACAAGAGGGUUAGGGUUAGGGUUAGGGUUAGGGUUAGGGUUAGGGUUAGGGUUAGGGUUAGGGUUAGGGUUAGGGUUAGGGUUAGGGUUAGGGUUAGGGUUAGGGUUAGGGUUAGG
Messenger RNA from Saitoella complicata NRRL Y-17804, 681 nucleotides. RefSeq lists its product as uncharacterized. The record is from RefSeq and is a predicted model, not a curated record. The transcript has 3 exons. Lineage: Eukaryota; Fungi; Ascomycota; Saitoellomycetes; Saitoellales; Saitoellaceae. The annotation marks the transcript as partial.